GGCCAGGGCCUGUUCGCCUCGCGCAGACAAGUAGCGCUGCUGUGGCGCCUGCUCGGCUGAGUCCCGGGCUCACUGUGUAGCCAGAGUCAUGAUGUGGUUAGGUCGGCCUAACCCCCGCUGUUCUUCCAUCGACCCUGCUACGGCCUCUGGCAGAGGUGGAUUAAGUACAGCAAUGGAGAAACCCCUUCCAUCGGCGUAGGAAGCAGCUACAUUACUGACUGACGCCUUAUUGCCUGCUCUUUCACAAUGAAAGCCAUGGAGGAUCAAGUGGUACAAGAAGAACUAGGGUACCAGGAUGAUGAGGAAUCCUUGUUUCAGGAUAUUGACCUGUUACAGAAACAUGGAAUUAAUGUGGCUGAUAUUAAAAAGCUGAAGUCCGUGGGAAUCUGUACCGUCAAAGGGAUCCAGAUGACAACGAGGCGGGCAUUGUGCAAUGUGAAAGGGCUUUCAGAGGCCAAAGUGGACAAGAUCAAAGAAGCAGCCAACAAGCUAAUUGAACCAGGAUUCUUGACUGCCUUUGAGUACAGCGAGAAAAGGAAGAUGGUGUUCCAUAUCACCACUGGGAGCCAGGAAUUUGAUAAACUAUUGGGUGGUGGGAUUGAAAGCAUGGCAAUCACAGAGGCCUUUGGAGAAUUCCGAACAGGCAAAACCCAGCUUGCCCACACCCUUUGUGUGACAGCUCAGCUUCCAGGAGCAGAUCGCUACACAGGAGGAAAAAUUAUCUUCAUUGAUACUGAAAACACUUUCCGUCCAGAUCGUCUUCGUGACAUCGCUGAUCGCUUCAAUGUAGACCAUGAUGCAGUGCUUGACAAUGUACUGUAUGCACGAGCAUAUACCAGUGAACAUCAGAUGGAGUUGCUUGACUAUGUAGCAGCCAAAUUCCAUGAGGAAGCUGGCAUCUUCAAGCUAUUGAUCAUUGACUCCAUAAUGGCGCUCUUCCGUGUAGAUUUCAGUGGCCGUGGGGAGCUGGCUGAACGGCAACAGAAACUUGCUCAGAUGCUAUCAAGGCUCCAGAAAAUCUCAGAAGAAUAUAAUGUGGCUGUAUUUGUGUCCAAUCAGAUGACUGCUGAUCCAGGAGCAACUAUGACUUUUCAGGCAGACCCUAAGAAGCCCAUUGGUGGCCACAUCCUUGCUCAUGCUUCAACCACAAGAAUUAGUUUGCGGAAGGGAAGGGGAGAGUUGCGUAUUGCCAAGAUAUAUGACAGCCCUGAGAUGCCUGAAAAUGAAGCUACAUUUGCAAUAACCGCUGGAGGGAUUGGGGAUGCCAAAGAGUAGAUGGAAAACUGAUGCAAAUCUGCAUUUGAAAACAGCCCAUGCACCUCAGAUGAAGCCAUGGUAUCCAAGGUCUGACUCCUUGGUUACUUAGUGUUUUUCAUGCACAGUUUGGAAAGUUUAGAAUUAGAAGAAUGCUGGGAAGAGCUUUUUAGGUAUCAUAUUUCAAUAAUCUUAACAGUUCCUGGUUCACCUUAGUGCUAUUUUAAAAUGAUCUUUCAAGCAGCCAGAAGUUGAAAAAGCACAGAAAUGUGACUUAUUCAAGGAAUGCCUUCCUUGUGGUUCAGGAGAAGCAAAGCUGUUUUGUCACAUGGGCUUAAUGUGCACUUUUUAUAGUUUCUUGGGAAAGGAAUGUCUUUGGAAUAGAAUAUAAUGGCAUGGAAUGGAACAGCAUUGAAACACAGUUUUUAAAAAAUAAUGAGUAGACAGAGGGAAAGUGCAGUGAAAGAGAGACAAGAAUAGGUGAACUUGCUAAUGUUUCAUUGACAGUAGAGGAAUGAUAGUUGCUUGAAAAGAUUUUUAGAAAUCUUGAUUAGAUUAUUUAUUUGUUUUUAAAGUGCCUGUAUUUCUGUUUUGGAAUAUUUAAAGCUGUUGUCUAUUUUUUUAUAUCUAUGAAAAAUGCUAAAUUAAAACAUCUCUCUUCUUUAUGCUUGUGUGCAAUACAGCCAACACAUAGUUUGAGUGAAACCCUGGUUCUGUGAGUAGUCUCGCUGAUUUUGUUGUGAAAAUUUGCAUGAGUAAACUAAUGGGAUGUAGCCUAACAUUAUAAUACUUCAGAUAUUUUUUAAAAAUAAAGAAACAGUAUAUGUUUAACA
This is a messenger RNA of Malaclemys terrapin pileata, 2087 nucleotides long. RefSeq names its product DNA meiotic recombinase 1 (gene DMC1). Gene Ontology annotation, molecular function: DNA strand exchange activity; ATP binding; ATP hydrolysis activity. The record is from RefSeq and is a predicted model, not a curated record. Bases 247 to 1275 code for a protein of 342 amino acids. Gene Ontology annotation, cellular component: condensed nuclear chromosome; nucleus. Lineage: Eukaryota; Metazoa; Chordata; Testudines; Emydidae. The transcript is spliced from 14 exons. Gene Ontology annotation, biological process: DNA recombinase assembly; DNA strand invasion; mitotic recombination.